Molecule: messenger RNA, 1335 nt
Organism: Paraglomus brasilianum
Lineage: Eukaryota; Fungi; Glomeromycota; Glomeromycetes; Paraglomerales; Paraglomeraceae
Source: the annotation of a GenBank genome assembly
AUGUCUUCUCUACGGUUGUCUUUCGACUUGGUUGCGGAAACGGUUUCCCACCUCUCUAAUGAUAGACAAACGCUCCAUUCGUGCUUCCUUGUUAACAGACUAUGGUGCGAGGCCACCGUAGCUAUACUCUGGAGUAAACCAUUCGAAUUGAUAGGUCCCAGUGUUACACGCAAAUGGAAAAAGCAUGCACCCAUACUUAUUGAAGUAUGCUUCAUGUUUCUGGGGGAUCAUAUGAAAAAGCAACUGAACUUGCAGAGAAUGCGACACGCAAAGUCAACCUUUCCAUAUAUUGGAUACAUAUCCCAAGUGAAUCUAUAUGAUAUACUAAGAGCCAUAGGAUAUUGGUAUGAGUGUAGAAGGACCAACAGCAGCGAACAAUCAAAGCCAAGGUCACUGUCUUUCAAAAGAAGCAAAAAGGUAUCGAAACCAAGCGGUCACGACGAGUUUACCGUUGAUCUCAUUGAUAAAACAUUCUUAGAAUUGAUUGAAUUGGUGUCACCCAAUCUGCAUACAUUAACCAUUGAAUCGGAAUUAUCUCACUCGGGCGGGCUUCUGAGACAGUGCAUGACUCGUGAUAAGAUCUUGCGGCAUAUCAACACUCUCACUGCACGUGUAAAUAAAGUCUGUGGAUUGAUCAUCGAAGGCCGUAAACAAAGACUGUCACCGCCGACAGGAGGUAUUGAUGUAUCCCCGUUGCUUAUGGGACAGAACCGUCUGCAAAAACUUAAAAUACAAGGGUAUCCUACGCGACUAGGUAUAAUAUUGUCGAUGCUCCCGACGUUAGCACAUUGCAUUAGUAACAUCUCGUUUUGCUCGAUCAAUUUCAACGAAAGACUGUCACUUAGCGACCUAGCAGCAUGUAGCAACCUGCAAAAACUAUGUUUCAAGCGAUGUUCUGUGCCAGAUCAAGUUAAAUCUACCCUCUCAAAUGCAAGAAUGACAUCUCUACGUACAUUAAAAGUUAUUGGGACAAGUAUCGAUAUUGGUAUACUAGAUACGAUUAUUAAAAAUACCAAUGGUAGCAUCGAGAAGAUUGUCAGCGAUGGGGUUGAAUCCGAGUUCUCACAGAGAUUUUGGCCAUCAGUUGGUCUGGUCAGUCAGUACUGUCCUAAUAUCAGAUAUAUCCAGAUGAAGAUUUACAAUGUAGAUGCCGGCGAUUUGAAUCUUUUUAGAAUAUCAUGUAAGAAAUUAUGCGUGAUGACGUUGUAUGUUGGUAGUUGGCAGCGAUCUACACUCUUUUAUGAAUUUUCGGAUUGUAAGAUCACUUGCAUUAAGGAUGAGGGGACGGCGAUCAUAUACCAAGUACAAUUGCCGUUCCGUUCAUAUGUGAGUUGA